Messenger RNA from Gamsiella multidivaricata, 554 nucleotides. Its product is annotated as Prefoldin, subunit 4. The transcript is spliced from 4 exons. Lineage: Eukaryota; Fungi; Mortierellomycota; Mortierellomycetes; Mortierellales; Mortierellaceae. Gene Ontology annotation, cellular component: cytoplasm; prefoldin complex. The record is from RefSeq and is a predicted model, not a curated record. Gene Ontology annotation, biological process: protein folding. The coding region runs from base 123 to 518 and encodes 131 amino acids.
CCGACCUUUGAAAUGAAGCCUACGUCACUGAGAUUCAGCUAAAGCUUGGAAGGUAAUCAAGCACGUCUUGAUCUCAUCACUUCAAACAAACCAGCGGCAACUACCACCUACAAGAACCGACCAUGCGCAUGCUUGAAAAAGACGAGGAGGAGGGAGAUAUCCAGGUCUCAUGGCAAGAUCAGCAGAAUAUCAACACAUUCAGUAAAUACAACGCCAAAUUCCAGGAUCUGGAGGAGUCCUAUGAAGCCAAGAAGACUGAGAAAGAGUACCUCGACGAUCUCGCAUCAGAGCUUGAAUUGGCCGACGAGGACGAGCCCGUCAGAUACCGCAUUGGCGAGACAUUCGUAUCAUUGUCGCUCGAGGCUGCACAGGAACGGAUUUCAAAAGCACAGGAAGAGCUCGAUUCUGAGAUCUUAGUCUUGAAGACGCAGAUGGACGAGGCGGUCGAAAAGAUGGACGAGCUUAAGAAGGUGCUCUAUGCCCGCUUCGGCAACGCCAUCAAUCUCGAGAAAGAUUAAAAACCAGAGCCACCUUAGCUCGACUGUAUCAUUCAA